Messenger RNA from Panicum virgatum (switchgrass), 2130 nucleotides. RefSeq names its product dof zinc finger protein DOF3.6-like. The transcript is spliced from 4 exons. Bases 518 to 1876 code for a protein of 452 amino acids. The record is from RefSeq and is a predicted model, not a curated record. Gene Ontology annotation, molecular function: DNA-binding transcription factor activity; DNA binding. Gene Ontology annotation, biological process: regulation of DNA-templated transcription. Lineage: Eukaryota; Viridiplantae; Streptophyta; Magnoliopsida; Poales; Poaceae.
CAUGAGCACCUUCCUUGCCUGGGGCUCCGGCUUCGGUGCUCGGAGCCUGUUUUUAGAAGCGAAACGGGCGCUGCGCUUGGGGACAAUGUCGCCAUCAUCAGCAACCUUGGUGAUGCGUAGCCUAGUCUAUGAGUCGGUGUGACUUGACUAUAAGAUACAGUCAUACAGAUCACUGGAUUUGACAGAUAUCAUAGCUAGAGAGUAUAGAGACAAGAUGCAAGUCUCUUUUACUCUUGUGCGAUUCCAUUUCUGUUCCCUCCGAAGCUGCUGUAUAUAAAUCAAUCACUCCGUGGCAUCAAGUGACCCAAACACACACCCACACGCACGCGCACACACACAAGUGGCUAGUUAGAGUUACUUAAGUUCACAAAUAUGAUCUUGCCCCCAGUCUUCCUAGUUUCCACAAGCUGGAAUAGCAACCAGCAGGUAAUUUAUGUAUGGCACCACUAUUAUGUAGAUACGUAUAUGUAUUGUUCUUUAAUAUUUGCGUUUCUAGGAUGGAGCACGAAAACCAACGAUGCAGCUCCAGCAGGCAACUACUACUAGUAACAUCAAUAUUCCUCCUGCAUCAGCUGUUGUUGCUGGUGAAGGUAAUCUUCUCCAGUAUGGACAAGCCAUGGCCGCAGAGACGCUUUCUGGAGGAGGUGGAAGCCGUGAUGGUAGCGCCCCAGCAGCGCAAGCCAAGGCCCAACCGAGGUCCAUGUCUGAGCGCUCCAAGCUGCUGAGGAUCCCAAAGCCAGAGCCGGGGCUCAGGUGCCCGCGCUGUGACUCCACCAGCACCAAGUUUAGCUACUUCAACAACUACUCCUUAGCGCAACCACGCUACUUCUGCCGUAACUGCCAUCGCUACUGGACGCGCGGCGGCGCCCUCCGCGACAUCCCCGUCGGCGCUCCGUACAGACGCCGCCGAGCCAAGGGCAACAAGCCCAGUGCUGCAGCCACUGCUGCAUCGGCAUCAUCAGCAGCACUAGCGAUGACUUCGUCGUGCACCACCAAUUUCGUCGUCGCGCGCGCGCCCACUCCACAACAAACUACGGCCAGCAGCAGCGCGUCGCCGGUGCUGCCACAGUUGUACGGGCUCGCCAGCAUGGACACCCCGAAUGUUGGCUCCAACUUUUCGUGGCCCGGGGCUGCUAAUCUGUUGGUGAUGGACUCGGCCGGUGGGAGGGCUGUGUCGGAGUCGAAGAUGAAGCAGCAGUGGGGAACGCGAACGCUACCGCAGUCUUCGCAGAUGCACAAGCUCCCAGUAUUCUCGCACGCUAUUGAUCAGCAGCAGGGGCCGGCAGUUGCUGUGCCGGUGACAAUGGCGACGCCGCCGAGCAUGUUCCAUCCACUAUGGAGUGGAGGCGACGGAGGGAUCUACAGUGGAGGCGAAGGUCAGUUCCAUAUGAUCACGAAUCGAGAUGAGGAGUGUCCAAUUUGGGCCAUGCAAGCAGAUGUGAAUGGUUACACUACUUCCUAUGAUCCUAUCCCAGUUAUACAGCAGAUGGAGGACAUCGGCGCAUCUGCGGAUUUGGGGCAGAAUAGCCUGGGCACGGUGGCGGCGGGGCAGAUGGGCAAGGUCAAGGCAGGUACAGCGGCAUCGGCUUCCUUCAGUGGCCAUGGAUCCAGCUCGGUAGCGGCCCUCUUCCCCGUUAGCCGCGGAUCCAGAUCAUCGGUAGCAGUCUUCCCCGUUGGCCAUGGAUCCAGCUCGUCGUCGGCCGUCUUCCCCUUUCGGAACUUCAACAGUGCGGCAGCGACAUCGGCUUCUUCGAUGGCUCCAUUCCCCCAUGGUCUCCUUCAUUUGGGCAUCCAGCAAGUUGGGAUUCAUCGUGGAAGCCAUAAAAGAUGGGUGCCUACAAUCCUUCAGAAUGGAGAACAUGGGUUAUGGAAUUGAGAGGGAAAUUUGGCUGACAGCAGCAAACAGACAAGGGCUGGCUAGUAGAUCAAUCUAACUACGGAAACAUCGAUUUCAGUACACAGAGAAGAUGGUUAGCAGAUAGAUCUAUUGUCCUAAUUUUCAAUUUCAAGUAUAUUGCUUUGCUAUGCAGAGUUCAGACAAUGUAAUGUACAAGUACGCACUAUGCAGUACACUUGAUAACUCAUGAUGUUAUGAUAUAUUUGAUUAAUGAAAACUAUUAUAUUAUAUUA